This is a messenger RNA of Dromaius novaehollandiae (emu), 1871 nucleotides long. Its product is annotated as leucine-rich repeat LGI family member 4-like. Gene Ontology annotation, biological process: neuron maturation; myelination in peripheral nervous system. Bases 1 to 1599 code for a protein of 532 amino acids. The record is from RefSeq and is a predicted model, not a curated record. Gene Ontology annotation, molecular function: protein binding. Lineage: Eukaryota; Metazoa; Chordata; Aves; Casuariiformes; Dromaiidae. The transcript has 8 exons.
AUGUCCCAAUGUCCCCAGCGGUGUCCCCAUGUCCCCAGCCCUGUCCCCAGCCCUGUCCCCAGCCCUGUCCCUGUGUCCCCAGCGCUGUCCCUGCGUCCCCAGCCCUGUCCCCAGCGGUGUCCCCAGCCCUGUCCCCAGCAGUGUCCCCGUGUCCCCAGGUCGCUGGUGCGGUGGCAGCUCGACGUCCUGCCCGAGGGCAGCUUCCGCGACACCCCGGCCCUGCAGCUCCUGUUGGUCACCGCCGGGCGCCUGGGGACCAUCGGGGACGGGGCCUUCGCCGGGCUGGCGCUGCUGGAGCACCUCUUCAUCGAGGACAACGAGGUCGGGGCCAUCGCGCCGGCGGCGCUGCGGGGGCUGCGGGGGCUGCUCUACCUGAGCCUGGCCAACAACGGGCUGGAGACGCUGCCCAAGGACCUGUUCAAGGGGCUGGAGACCCUGACGCACCUCGACCUCCGGGGCAACCCCUGGCGCUGCGACUGUCGCCUCCGGUGGUUGGUGGCCUGGUUGGCCACCACCGCUGCCACCGCCGAGGCGGGGACCUGCCGGGGGCCCCCCCCCCGCAACGGCACCCGCCUGACCCAGCUGCAGCCCCGCGACUUCCCCUGCCUGGCCCACGAGCUGCGGCCCUUCCAGUCGCUGCCCUUCGCCUCGCUGGCGGCGGAGCCCUUCGUGCUGGGGGGGCACCCGGGGGUGGCCCUGGCCCAGCCCUUCGCCGGCGCCUGCGCCCUCCUCGAGUGGGACCAGCUCGCCGGGCGCUUCCGGGCGCCCACCAUCAUCAACGGGUCCUCGCCGGUGGCCUGCCACCCGCUGCCGCUGGCCGGCGCCCUGCUGCUGGUGGUGGCCCAGCUCGGCGGCCCCUCGGCCGUGUGGCGCCGGGCCGGCGGCCCCGGCGGCCAUUUUGUGCGGCUGCAGGCGCUGGGCGCCGGGCGGCUGCGGCGGCCCCACGCCGUGGCCAGCGCCCGCCUGGGGGGCCACUGGUUCCUGGGGGUGGCCGACAGCUCCAAGGGGGGCACCAGCACCCUCUUCCGCUGGGGGGGCCGCGGGUUCUACCCCCACCAGGAGCUGCGGCCCUGGCACCGCGACACCCACCUGGAGUUCCUGGAGCUGGGCGGACGCCCGGCCUUGGUGGUCUGCAGCGGGGCCCGGCGGCCGUCGGUCUACCGGUGGAGCGGGGCGGCCCAGGCCUUCGCGCCCCACACCGACAUCCCCCACGUGCCCGACGUCUACGCCGCCAAGCACUUCCGCCUGCGGGGCCACGUCUUCCUCUGCCUCUCGCGCUUCCUCGGAGACGCCAAGGUGAUGCGCUGGGAAGGCUCCAUGUUCCGGGAGGUGCAGCAGGUGCCGGCGCGGGGCUCCCUGGUCUUCCAGCCGCUGGCCCUGGCCGGCCACCGCUACGUGCUGCUGGGCAACGACUACGCGCCCAGCCGCGUCUACCGCCUGGGCCCCGGCGGGCGCCUGGAGCCCCACCAGGAGCUGCUGGCCCCCUCGCCCCGGGCCUUCGCCCCCCUCGCCGUGGGCCACCGCCACUUCCUGGUGGCCUCCAGCUUCAAGGGGGCCACCCAGAUCUACCGCCACGUCACCGUGGACCUGGGCACCUGAGGGGCGUGGGGCGGGACGUGGGGAUGGGGGGCGUCAGCCACCACGGACCUGAGGGACACGGGGACGCGGGGACGUUGGGCAUCAUGUCAUGAUGGACCUGAGGGACACGGGGACGUGGGGACAUUGGGCAUCAUGUCAUGAUGGACCUGGGCACCUGAGGGACGUGGGGCGGGACGUGGGGACGUUGGGCAUCAGCCACCACGGACCUGAGGGACAUGGGGACACGGGGACGUUGGGCAUCACAUCACCACGGACCUGAGGGACACGGGGAC